GGGCUUUUGAUUCUUCUUUCUUCUGUGCUAGGGCAUCGGGCGGAGAAGGUGCGAGUGAGACCACUACGGCUAGCUAUCGACGGCGAACACCGUUUAGUUACAGGUGAGAAGCCAAUUCAGCAAAGGAAAUAGAAACUGAGAAACAUGCCGCUUUAUGAUUGUAUGCUGUUGUUGAAGCCCCAUGUUAAGAAGGAGGCUCUGAUGGACUUGGUUGCUCGGGUAGGAGGACAUGUUUACAGAAGGAAUGGUGUUCUUACCGACAUUAAAUCUUUUGGCACUGUUCAUUUGGGUUAUGGUAUUAGGAAACUCGAUGGGAGACAUUACAAGGGUCAAUUGAUGCAGAUGACAAUGAUGGCUACGCCAAACUUCAACAAGGAGCUACAGUACCUGAAUAAGGAAGAUCGGCUACUACGAUGGCUUCUAGUGAAGCACAGGGACACAAAAUAUGGGCUGGAAUUUGUGGGUGAAGAUGAUGGAAAAGGUGAGCUGAAUAAGUUUCCCAGGAGUAGAAUAUAUGAUGAGGAAGACAUUGAUGAUGACGAUGAUGAUGAUGACGAUGAGGAAUAUGAGAUACACGAAGAGGAGGCCAAGAAAAACUGAACUGUGAAUUGAACUAUUUGGUCUUGCUUAUGUUUUUUAUGAUUUUAUCCGUUUUAAAGAGAGUUUGUACCGCAGGUUCAUUUAAUCGGCUUAAAUGUCUUUUUGAAUUCUGAAUCUUAUGUAGCUUUGAAGUUGUGUUUAUUUUUGGUUGGUUUGUAAAUGCAUAAUUAACAUUCUGGUUUGAUGAUUGAUCAACCAACCUAAU
Telopea speciosissima is the source of this 805-nucleotide messenger RNA. RefSeq lists its product as uncharacterized. The transcript has 3 exons. Gene Ontology annotation, biological process: translation. The record is from RefSeq and is a predicted model, not a curated record. The coding region runs from base 145 to 600 and encodes 151 amino acids. Gene Ontology annotation, molecular function: small ribosomal subunit rRNA binding; structural constituent of ribosome. NCBI's taxonomy places the organism in Eukaryota, Viridiplantae, Streptophyta, Magnoliopsida, Proteales, Proteaceae. Gene Ontology annotation, cellular component: ribosome.